GAAGAAAAUGAAUCCAAGGGCUAUGAUUGAUCGCUAUAUUCAACCCCUACACCUACAAAUGGUACCCGAAGACUUCUCCGCUCCGCUCCUUUUAAAAACCUCUAAACCAAAUACACUCUCCGCUAUUCCGUUUCCCCUCUACGGAUCCUUUUCCGUUCACAUUGCAUUGCCACCAUACCAGAUCCUUCCUCAUCGGAAAUGGCGCGUGAAGAGAACGUCUACAUGGCCAAGCUCGCCGAACAGGCCGAGCGGUACGAGGAAAUGGUGGAGUUCAUGGAGAAGGUCUCCUCCUCCCUCGGCGACUCCGAAGAGCUCACGGUGGAGGAGCGAAAUCUCCUCUCCGUCGCGUAUAAGAACGUCAUUGGCGCGCGUCGUGCCUCCUGGCGAAUCAUCUCCUCCAUCGAGCAGAAGGAGGAGUCCAGGGGGAACGAAGACCACGUCAACGCUAUACGCGACUACAGAUCUAAGAUCGAGACUGAACUCUCUAAAAUCUGUGACGGCAUCCUGAAGCUUCUGGAGUCCAAACUCAUCCCGUCCGCCUCCACCGGUGAUUCCAAGGUCUUCUACCUCAAGAUGAAGGGAGACUACCACCGCUACCUGGCUGAGUUCAAGACAAGCGCUGAGCGAAAGGAGGCCGCGGAAAGCACUCUCACGGCCUACAAAUCUGCCCAGGACAUCGCGAAUGCAGAACUUGCACCAACACAUCCUAUCCGUCUCGGACUGGCUCUAAACUUCUCUGUGUUUUAUUAUGAGAUUUUGAACUCCCCUGACCGUGCUUGUAGUCUUGCAAAACAGGCCUUUGAUGAAGCCAUUGCUGAGUUGGACACCCUGGGAGAGGAGUCAUACAAGGAUAGCACUUUGAUCAUGCAACUUCUUCGUGACAAUCUCACUCUUUGGACAUCUGAUAUGCAGGAUGAUGGAACUGAUGAGAUCAAAGAGGCUCCAAAGAAAGAAGAAGAGCAACAUUAAGGGCUGUUUCCUUCUUAUAAGCCAUAUAAGCUUCUCCAUGAUUGUUUUAAUUUGGGGAAGUUGUUUGCUGUUGUUUGCCCAUGGCUUUUCCGUUUUAAUGGGUUCUCCAAGUCCUUCAUUAAACAUGGACUGCUUAAUUUAGUACUGAUGAUACUUCUAUCGUUUGGUCUUAGAAGUUAUUAAUGUGAUUGUGGAAGUUCUCUAUUUGUUUACAGUUUUUUUGGAACAGUUUUGCUUGUUUCCUUGUUGGUUUGGUUGGUAAUUCAUGCCUGCCGUGUUAUAUGAAAGCUCACAAGUUGCGUUUACACAUUCUGUUGUCACAGUUGCUCAGGAGUAAUACGAGGCAUUACACCUUUUGUUUUGCCGGAGAAUAUUGGUGGAAAAUGGAGUCGAGGAACAUUAGGACUGCGUUUGGUUUAGAUGAAUUGGCCGUUAGGUAAUUUAAACCUAAAUCGAUGAAUGUACAAAUAAUUUAAAAUAGAGUUGGUCAUGUAACUUCUUCGUGACAAACUGGGAAUUAUUUUAGGGGUUAUUCCCUUAAUAUUACUAAAUUGAACUGAUUAGAAAUCAUGGCACACAUA
This is a messenger RNA of Cuscuta europaea, 1550 nucleotides long. NCBI's taxonomy places the organism in Eukaryota, Viridiplantae, Streptophyta, Magnoliopsida, Solanales, Convolvulaceae. The record is from the annotation of a GenBank genome assembly.